GUGCACUCCUCUAAGAACAUUAUCUGAAUCCUCUUCAAAUUACUUGAUGAUGACGGCCGUUGCAGUGGGACGACCUCACCUGGGAACAAUAGAAGACAGGUCCGGGUUAUCAGAUACACACUCGUCUAAAUCUUCAGGUCUCGGUAUUCAAUUGGGCAACGACCAAGAGUCAGACAACGAUUCCGAAGACGAAGAAUUUCUUUAUCCUGGUGCAGAGGCGCCGAAUUCAACGACUGAAGACAACGAACACGUCCCUACGCUACCUGCUCCGUCACCUGCUCAGCUUGAAGCACUCUUUGCAGCAGCUUCAUCAGGCAACCUGCCACUUCUAAAAAAGCUCUUUUCGACGGCACUUGAGCCAGGGAAUAUCGAAUUCUUUAGUUUAGCAAAUGUUGCAUCGUCGCGUACCGGUUUUACAACCCUGCAUGCGGCUGCUAGCCGAGGCCAUCUGGAUAUUGUCGUUUGGUGUACGCUCCAUUUCCAGUUGUUUCUUUGCUCGAAUCUGAUGGUCUGUUAGUGGUGGAAGAUUGUGGAGCCAUGCCAGACCUGGAAGAUAAGGAAGGAGAGGUGCGGAGCACUUGCUUUUCACACUGGUGGCACACUCACUCGUUUUA
Messenger RNA from Guyanagaster necrorhizus, 614 nucleotides. RefSeq lists its product as uncharacterized. Gene Ontology annotation, molecular function: protein binding. The record is from RefSeq and is a predicted model, not a curated record. The transcript is spliced from 2 exons. Bases 47 to 517 code for a protein of 156 amino acids. Lineage: Eukaryota; Fungi; Basidiomycota; Agaricomycetes; Agaricales; Physalacriaceae.